AUGAACUGGACAAGUCCGAUUGUGUACCCUUCUCCCCAAGGCUAUGGUGCUGGCAACUGGUCUGAUGCUUAUCGGAAAGCUGAAGUCAUGGUGACCCUCAUGACGCUCGAGGAGAUGAACAAUGUCACUCUCGGCGUAGUGGACUCAAGCAAUGGCUGCGUCGGUAUCUCUGGUUCUGCACCUCGUCUUGGCUUUCCGGGGUUUUGUUUGCAUGACGCGGGCAACGGUGUCCGAAAUACUGAUGGAGUUAGCGGAUUUGCCUCCGGCAUCCAUAUUGGAGCCUCAUGGAACGCUACGCUCGCGUAUGAAAGGGCGCAGUUCAUGGGUGCGGAGUUCAAGCGGAAAGGCGUGAACGUCGCUCUUGGUCCUGUAGUGGGACCUAUUGGUCGUAUAGCGGAAGGCGGCAGGAACUGGGAGGCGUUUGCGGCGGAUCCGUAUCUUGAUGGCAUCUUAGGCGCACAGAGUGUCGUUGGUCUACAGGAAAGCGUGAUCGCUAGUGUGAAGCAUUUCGUGGCGUACGAGCAGGAGACCAACCGUAACCCGAUCGGAAACAGUGGAGGUACGGUGUUGAGUACAAGCGCCAAUUUGGACGACCGGACAAUGCACGAGCUGUAUCUGUGGCCUUUCCAGGACUUGGUUUACGCUGGUGCAGGUUGUGUGAUGUGCUCCUACAACCGCAUUAACAACACCUACGCGUGUGAGAACAGCAAAGCCAUGAACGGUCUGCUCAAGGGCGAGCUGGAUUUCCAAGGCUUCGUGGUCAGCGAUUGGGUGGGCCAGCACAGCGGCAUGGAAUCGGCAAACGCUGGUCUCGAUAUGGCAAUGCCAACCACGACCUAUUGGAAUGAGCGGCAACUUGAGAAUGCGGUCAACACCAGCGCGCUCAACAGGACACGCUUAGCCGAUAUGGCCACCCGUAUCAUUGCCACAUGGUACCAAUUUGGCCAGGACAGCGCGCUGCCGCUUGGUGCUGGUAUGCCGCCAAAUAUCCUCCUUCCGCACAACUACACGGAUGCAAAGGAUCCAGCCUCGAGGCCAUCCCUACUGCAGCAAGCCGUCGAGGGCCACGUACUGGUGAAGAACGUCAAUAACGCCCUCCCGCUUCAGCAGCCCAAGGUUCUCUCCAUUUUCGGUUACGAUGCUGCGCAGCAGGACGCUUACGUCCCAGACGGAUCGUUCUGGCAACAGAAUUGGGAAGCGAUCGGCUUGCAACCUCUUCAACUCAACGGCAUCGCAAGCAAUAACCCUGUAUCAGACCCACCGGAAGUGAUGAAUGGUACGCUCACAGUCGGAGGCGGGUCAGGCAGCAACAGCCCUGCGUACCUUUCAUCACCGUACGAUGCUAUUCAAGCGCGAGCCUAUAAUGACGGUACGGCAAUCUUCUACGACUUCGUAUCCGGCCACCCAAAUGUUGUCACCAGCUCAGACGCCUGCCUUGUUUUCAUUAAUGAGUACGCUUCCGAAGUCUGGGAUCGUCCGGGCUUAUCCGAACCAAACAGCAAUAUUCUCGUAUCGAACGUUGCUGCUUCCUGCAACAACACUAUCGUCGUAAUCCACAAUGCUGGGAUCCGCUUGGUUGACGCCUGGAUCGACAACCCAAACGUUACCGCUGCGAUCUUUGCCCAUUUGCCUGGACAAGAUGCCGGGCGAGCUAUAGCGCAAAUCCUGUAUGGAGAUGUCAGUCCUUCCGGCAGACUGCCAUAUACAGUAGCCAUGCAGCCAUCAGACUACGGGAAUCUGCUGGGACCUUGUCAGGCCCACGGCUCACUGUCACCACAAUGCCACUUCUCAGAAGGUGUCAACGUUGACUAUCGUGCUUUCCUGGCGCGCAAUGUCACUCCAAGGUACGAGUUUGGUUAUGGUCUGACAUACACUACCUUCAAUUACUCGAACCUGCAGAUAGCGAUUAAUGCGACAGUGACAGCAGCUGAUACUGUGGUGCCCGUAUACACCAACGGGACGACUAACAACAACGGAAACAACACUGCCAUUGGAAACGGAGGCUUGGAGUCUCUUUUUGGGAGCGUAGGCUUAAUCUCGGCAUCGAUCACGAACACCGGCGCUGUGGCCGCGGCUGAGGUCGCCCAACUCUACCUCAAGAUACCGACCACUUACGCUAACGCCAGCAAUCCCGCUACUCGAGUGCUGAGAGGCUUCGAGAAACUAACACUACAGCCGAAUGCCACUGCGCAAGUGAGCUUCAACCUUCGCCUGAAGGACGUGAGCAUAUGGAAUGUCACAAGGCAGGAAUGGAUAGUGCCGAGUGGAGAAUUUUCCGUGUUCGUUGGUAAGAGUGUGCUAGAUACGCCGCUCGUAGGCAGCUUUACGAUAUAG
Messenger RNA from Baudoinia panamericana UAMH 10762, 2334 nucleotides. Its product is annotated as glycoside hydrolase family 3 protein. The transcript has a single exon. Lineage: Eukaryota; Fungi; Ascomycota; Dothideomycetes; Mycosphaerellales; Teratosphaeriaceae. Gene Ontology annotation, molecular function: beta-glucosidase activity. Bases 1 to 2334 code for a protein of 777 amino acids. The record is from RefSeq and is a predicted model, not a curated record. Gene Ontology annotation, biological process: glucan catabolic process.